Fusarium vanettenii 77-13-4 is the source of this 855-nucleotide messenger RNA. RefSeq lists its product as uncharacterized. Gene Ontology annotation, molecular function: protein binding. Bases 1 to 855 code for a protein of 284 amino acids. NCBI's taxonomy places the organism in Eukaryota, Fungi, Ascomycota, Sordariomycetes, Hypocreales, Nectriaceae. The record is from RefSeq and is a predicted model, not a curated record. The transcript has 3 exons.
AUGGCACCACCGACCUGGGAGACCGAAAAAUUGCCCACAGACAGCCUUUGCGCUACCUCGAAUUGCGCAUCGCUGGACAGUCUCCUUUCCAGUGGAGAUUACUCCGAUAUGACCAUCCGGUGUCAGGGCCGCGAGUUCAAGACCCACCGCGCCAUCGUGUGCUCCCAGAGUUCUUUCUUUAAAAAGGCUCUCGGUAGUAACUUCAAGGAGGGGGACUCCGGAAUCGUUGAUCUCCCGGAAGAUGACCCCAACACCGUUCAGAGCUUUCUCGAGUUCCUCUACACUGGCACUUACAGCGUCGGCGGAUUCGAUCGGGACACAGUGCUAGAAGCUGUCGAGGUGACCAACGAACAGACUCUCAAGAGACUGAACUGCGCACCAGGUUCCAGCGACUACACCUCUGGGACGCCGAGACAGCAAGAAUCAGCAGGAGGACUCCGAUGGAGCCCUUACGCCUUCAAGGGCUCGGUAGUGCCGGCCGAAAAGAGCAAGAAACAGAAGAGACGAUGGGCAAUGAAGCAGUCGGUUUGGGUCUACGUGUUAGCUGACAAGUACGAUGUUCCGGCGCUGAGACUGCUGGCUCGGGAUCGAUUCUUCCAAACUGGAAAGGAGAUGCUGAAUUUAAAAUUGUGGCGCACGGCAUCAUGGGACGAGACGGCCUUCUUCUCAGAGAUCGUGCAGACGAUCUAUGACAAGACCUCAGAGCAAGACCCGCUACGACAAGCACUUCACAUGAUCGUCGGCAUGAAGACCGAGGACGAUGUAUUGAAGAAGAGGAUGCGAGAGGAAAUGACGCUCAACGGGGAGCUGGCAGUGGGGGUCGUGGAUUAUCUGACGGAAGCCAAGCAGGACUGA